This is a messenger RNA of Panicum virgatum (switchgrass), 1529 nucleotides long. Its product is annotated as chitinase 1-like. The transcript has a single exon. Gene Ontology annotation, biological process: chitin catabolic process; carbohydrate metabolic process; defense response to fungus. Gene Ontology annotation, molecular function: chitin binding; chitinase activity. NCBI's taxonomy places the organism in Eukaryota, Viridiplantae, Streptophyta, Magnoliopsida, Poales, Poaceae. The record is from RefSeq and is a predicted model, not a curated record. The coding region runs from base 96 to 1127 and encodes 343 amino acids.
CAACACAAACACAGCUAGCUAGCUAGCUAGCUACCAAAGAAGAAUACAGCAAUCAAAUUGAAGAAGCACCAAUUCAUCUGCCUGCGCGUGCAGCCAUGAUGAGAGGGAGAGGAGCAGUACUGACAGCGGCGGUGGCACUAGUGCUGCUGGCGGUGGCCAUGGCCAUGUCGACCACCGUGCGAGCCCAGCAGCAGUGCGGGUCCGAGGCCGGCGGCAAGCUGUGCCCCAACUGCCUCUGCUGCAGCCAAUGGGGCUACUGCGGCUCCACCUCCGACUACUGCGGCGACGGCUGCCAGAGCCAGUGCCACGGCUGCGAUGUCGCCUCCAUAAUCUCACGCUCCGUGUUCGAUGACCUGCUGCCUUACCGCGACGACGCUCUGUGCCCUGCCCGCGGCUUCUACACGUACGACGCCUUCAUCGCCGCCGCCAACGCCUUCCCCGGCUUCGGCACCACCGGCGACGCCGAGACCCGGAAGCGCGAGCUCGUCGCGUUCCUGGCGCAGACGUCGCACCUGACCACGGGCGGGGGCACGCACUCGCCCGGCGGCCCCUACGCCUGGGGCUACUGCUUCAAGGAGCAGGUGGAGGAUUUGCGCGCCGACUACUGCAGGCCCAGCAACCGGUGGCCCUGCGUCGCCGGCAAGCAGUACUACGGCCGGGGCCCCAUCCAGCUCACCUGGAACGACAACUACGGCCGGGCCGGGGAGGGCAUCGGCGGCGGCCUGGACCUGGUCAACCACCCGGAGCCGGUGGCCAACAACACCCUGCUGUCCUUCGAGACGGCCAUCUGGUUCUGGAUGACGCCGCAGUCCCCCAAGCCGUCGUGCCACGACGUGAUGACGGGGCAGUGGAGCCCCCCCUCCGCCGACGUGGCCGCGGGGCGCCUGCCGGGGUACGGCCUCACCACCAACAUCAUCAACGGCAACCAGUGCGGCCCCGGCAGCAGCCACUACCUUGACGACAACGCAGUCGGCUUCUACAAGCACUUCUGCGACAAGCUUGGCGUGAGCUACGGCGAGAACCUGGACUGCCGCAACCAGAGGCCCUACGACCAAGACAACAAAGCGUCGUCAGCAUUUUUCAUUGAUGAAACAGCUACUGCGGCCUUGGAUCACGCUGAUGCCUAAGACGAAGGGAGCUGCUGUUGCUGGUGCUGCAGCCUCUCGAUCUACUAUACGCGUCCGUUCGCUUCUUCACCUGCAUAUCGGAAUAAGGUUGCAUGCAUUGUGUCACAUCUCAUCAGCUAGCUAGCUGUGAGACGAUCGACGACGACGACGAUGCGUGUAGCAUUGUACGUAGUUGUUGCAAGAAGGCCUGAGCCAUGCGAGAGUUCAUGGCGAGGUCACCGAGUCUGUCUUAAUUAGUUUGUGCGUGCGCGUGUUUCCCUUCUGAUGAAAAGUGCCUCGUCACAUCAGCUAUUGCUGUUGCGCGACGAGGCGCUACUGUUGUGUCAUGUUUGUCAGCUCCGAUACGGUCUAGUAUACACCAUGCAUGAAUAAAAAGGAGCUAGCAUUGUAUUAACCGAAAAA